AUGGACCGUUUUCACGACCCUCGUCAUUCAGCCCACCAGCAGGGCCUUGUUCUACCGACACAGUCGUUCCAGAACCAGAUACAUGAACUGGCAAAGACCCUCCCUCCACCCAGAAAGCAGAACACCGCCUGCGACGCUUGCAGGUCGAGAAAAGUUAAGUGUAACAAGCUCCCGGGUCAGGAGAAGUGUCAAGUAAGCCAUUCCGUCCUCGUUCGUCCAGAAAAACCUCUUGAACUUGGUUGGCCUCAGCAUUGCCUGUCCAAAAACUACCCUUGCACACACUAUGUGCAACAGGCUACUAGUGAGAAGAAGCGUAAUGCUGCUCUUUCGCGGAGACCGAGAAACCUAAGCUCAGGACCGCACUCUGUCUCCAAAUAUCCGUCCCCCGUGCACGACAUUCUUUCCCAUUCUCCCGUGUCUGCCCUUGCCCAGCUCCCACUCAACGUGAGAUAUGGCUUCCAACCCCGUCUGUCUGUCGAUUCGCCCACAAAGGACGUCCUGGCCUAUAUUUUUGCGCCACCAGACUCUUCCAGCGCUAAUGAAUUCUCCCCUAUCAUUCCCAUCCGACCUCAUUCCCCUUACGACGCUUGGGGCGAGGUUGCCUCGAAAUUGGACGAUGAAAGUUUUAGAGCUGAGUUCGCGUAUGAUCUCGUGGAAGUAUUCUUCCAGAUCGUACAUACACGCCUCCCCCUUCUUAACCCCGCCCAGUUUCGUAAUAGACUGGGUAUAACGGCCAAAAAUAAGCCACCGGAGCCUCAUUCCCUCAACCACGAUAGCCGGCCUCUACAUCCCGCCCUUGUGGCCACUGUUGUAGCUUGGGGCAGCAAAUUCUCGGAGCAUCCUCUCCUCGUCGCGGACCGUAAAAGGCCAAGCGGCCAAAGUCUUCUCGCAAAAACGCUCGUUGAUCGCGCCCGAGAUCUCGCGGAAGCUUUGAAGGUGCACCGCAUCCCGUCGUCUGACCACGUUGUCAUUUCGUUACUUAUCGAGCCCCUACAAAGCCAAAACCCCGAGGAUCCAAACGGCUACCAUGGCUUUUGGUUGACAGCUGCCACCCGCCAUCUUCUCGGACUCGGAAUCAAUCACAAGUCCACAAUGGCCAACCUACCGGAUAAGGAAAGCCGAGGGACAAUGAUCUUCGCGUGGUGGAUGACCUGCAUUUCAGAUGCGUACGCAAGUGCAUAUUACCGUCGAAAACCUAUCCUGGACGACGACGACUACGACAUUGACUUUUACACUGUCGGCCCUUCUCCCGAAGAGACCUCGGACCCCGCAAACCCGGCGCCAUCAACGAGAGAGCAGUUGGAGUUCCUGGGCUACUAUCGCGCCGCCCAUUCACUCGCCCGGACUGCACGCCAAAUGUCGAGAACAUUGUGGAAACCAUCAACAGACGCUGACGGCGUCCCGUUCGAGGCGCUGACAAGCUUCACUGAAGCAUUGGUUGAAUGGCGCACCAAUUAUCUCAGUCUUGUUGGAGUUCCCAACAAUUAUGACGGCGAAUGGGAUUUCGUUUCGGCGGUAUCUUCCUGUGCAAGUGAUGCAACGUACCAUGUCAUGUGGAUCAUCCUAUUCUCUGCUCUGGAUGACUUUGGCGUCAAAGAAUUGAACCAACGUGCGACACCGCCGCCAAAUGCGGCCCAGAUCGAGGCUGCCAAACAGAAGGUGGUCGAAGAGGCUUUGCAAGGUGCUCUUCGAAUAGCAGGCUUGGCUGCCGUUCUGACUUCAAACGGAUAUCUACGUCUGGAUCCUGCGGUAAUGCACGUCAGUUGCAUUCACGCAGGAACCUUCCUCGCGCGACUCGGCCGACCGGAGGUUUCCAACUGCAUCGCCGGAUUAGAGCAGUACAGUCAUUCUUACGAGGAAGCAGGGGAUCAAGCUCAAGAAUUACGACGCAUUUUCAAUACAGCUAGGAAUGGGGAGCUGGAACUUAAUCAUAUGGCCUCGGUAGCCCCGAAGCCCUUGGCUUCUGCCCAGCUUGCAAUCCAGGUGCAUCGACAGCAUCAACCAGAACAACAUCAACAGCAUCAUCACCACCCACAGUCAGUUCCGUCGGGAACAACGCCUCAAGGACAUGCGAUGGCCAUCGACGAUCCGACCAGUACAACUUCACAUUCAACGAAUGGAUCGGCAUAUCCAACACCGAACAAUUCGUAUGGGAGUUUUGUCCGAUGA
Molecule: messenger RNA, 2169 nt
Organism: Coprinopsis cinerea okayama7#130
Lineage: Eukaryota; Fungi; Basidiomycota; Agaricomycetes; Agaricales; Psathyrellaceae
Exons: 17
Coding region: 1-2169 (722 amino acids)
Biological process (GO): DNA-templated transcription; regulation of DNA-templated transcription
Cellular component (GO): nucleus
Molecular function (GO): DNA-binding transcription factor activity, RNA polymerase II-specific; DNA binding; zinc ion binding
Source: RefSeq, a predicted model, not a curated record